Messenger RNA from Zingiber officinale, 366 nucleotides. Its product is annotated as non-specific lipid-transfer protein 1-like. Gene Ontology annotation, molecular function: lipid binding. Lineage: Eukaryota; Viridiplantae; Streptophyta; Magnoliopsida; Zingiberales; Zingiberaceae. Gene Ontology annotation, biological process: lipid transport. The record is from RefSeq and is a predicted model, not a curated record. Gene Ontology annotation, cellular component: membrane. Bases 1 to 366 code for a protein of 121 amino acids. The transcript has a single exon.
AUGAGGGAGCGGUUUCAUGCUGCAGUACUUCUCCUGCUCCUGCUGGCCGUUGCUCCCCUGAUAAUGCCUCUGCCUGACCCAGCCUUAAUCCUGAUGACCUGCGGAGAGGUGGCGAUGUCCCUGGCGCCAUGCCUGCCUUACUUGCUCGGCUAUGAGAUCCAGCCGGCGGCCGUCUGCUGCGGAGGCGUCCGCGUGCUCAGCAACUUGGCGCUCACAGCGGGCGACCGCCGUGCCGUCUGCAACUGCCUGAAGCAGGCGGCGGCGUACGUGCAGAGCCUCAAGGAAGCCAACAUUGCUGCGCUGCCCGCUUCAUGCGCCACCCCUAUGCCCUUCCCUUCCAGCUCGCACGCUGACUGCAACCUGUAG